Molecule: messenger RNA, 1744 nt
Organism: Carica papaya (papaya)
Lineage: Eukaryota; Viridiplantae; Streptophyta; Magnoliopsida; Brassicales; Caricaceae
Product: 2-oxoglutarate (2OG) and Fe(II)-dependent oxygenase superfamily protein
Molecular function (GO): oxidoreductase activity, acting on paired donors, with incorporation or reduction of molecular oxygen; L-ascorbic acid binding; iron ion binding
Source: RefSeq, a predicted model, not a curated record
UGUAAUUUGCAAGGGACCAUAAGAAAAUAAUAGUAAAAUAAACACCGGCUAUUUGAAACUACCGGCUUUGCCAAACCCUAACUGUCACAGAAGCCCAACCUCUUCUCCCAUUUUUUCUACUCCGAGAAAUCUCGCUUAGAUUAAUCUGUAUCGAAAACCCUAACUCGCUUUGAGAAUUUCCGGUUUUACUCCCAAUGCUAUAGACAGAAUCCCGGUUUUUCAUAGUAAUUCCCCAUUUCGACCUUCACCAUCAUGUCCGGUGAUCGCCGGGAGGUUCAUACGGCGACCGGAAGCGAAGGGAACGGCGUCCUUGCAAGGGGCUUGAGCCGAGCUCCUCCUCCGGCUAUGAAUCCGGCACCAGCGGCACUGAUGUCGAGCCAGAGGCUGCGGCUGAACCCUAGCAAGGACCACAAGCCCGAGAGCUAUGACGAUCUACAUCUAGACUUCAGUCCCUCUAUUUUCAGUUCGUUGGAGAGGUACUUGCCACCGAGCAUGCUCACUCUGGGUCGGGACGAUAAAGUGAAGUUCAUGAGGGAGAUUCUGUUGAAGUACUUGCCGCACGGAGAACGCACCAGAGUUCAGAGACACAGAGAAUACAGGCAGAAGAUUAUAUCAAGUUACCAGCCAUUACAUAGGGAGUUAUAUAAUCUGCACCCUGCAGCUUUUUUUGUUCCUGAAUUUCUCAGAGCAAUAAAUGAUAGUACAGAGGACAGCUUCAGAAGAAUUAUGUCUGAACCGUCUCCAGGGGUGUUUAUAUUUGAAAUGCUUCACCCUCACUUUUGUGAACUAUUGUUGACUGAGGUUGAGAACUUUGAGAAGUGGGUUAGUGAAAAGAAAUUCCGAAUCAUGAGGCCAAACACAAUGAAUAAGUAUGGUGCUGUUCUUGAUGAUUUUGGCCUAGAAACCAUGCUUGACAAGCUUAUGGAGGGCUUUAUUCGUCCUAUAUCAAAAGUUUUCUUUCCGGAAGUUGGUGGAUCAACUCUUGACUCUCACCAUGGUUUUGUAGUUGAAUAUGGAACCGAUAGGGAUGUUGACUUGGGCUUUCAUGUUGAUGACUCAGAAGUAACACUAAAUGUGUGCUUGGGUAAGCAAUUUUCUGGUGGAGAGUUGUUUUUUCGUGGCACACGGUGUGAUAAACAUGUAAAUACGGGAAGCCAUGCAGAGGAAGUCUUUGAUUAUUCUCAUUUUCCUGGAAGAGCUGUGCUACAUCGUGGUCGUCAUCGACAUGGUGCUAGAGACACCUCUGGCCACCGGAUUAAUCUACUUCUUUGGUGCAGAAGUUCAGUAUUCAGAGAGAUGAAGAAGUACCAGAAGGAUUGUUCCAGCUGGUGUGGAGAAUGCCAUCGUGAAAAAAGAGAAAGGCAGCGGUUGUCAAUUGCAGCCACCAAAGUGGAAUUGCUUCGGAGGGAUGGUGAAUCUGCAACCUGAGUCGAGUAUUUAUAAUCGAGAUGUCUCUGUAAAAUUAUGUAGCUGUAAUCAUAAUUCAGAUGCCAAUUGCGUAUUGACUUUUCUGCUUCAUCUUAACAGGAAAGGUGGGUGUAUGUACAAUCUUUGUGUAGUAGUAGUAGUAGAUGGGAUGGCUUCCAUUGUAGCAAACAUUUCGGAAAGUUCUGUAAAUUUUUAGAUCAUGGUCUUGAACCAUUUCAGUGGUUGUAUUUCAGAAGCCAUUAAAUAGCCAAUUGAAUUGAGUUUUGUAAUAUCCCCGCUCCUUUCCAAUGAUUGACUAUAAAAUUUAUUUAUUUUU